Sphaeroforma arctica JP610 is the source of this 1158-nucleotide messenger RNA. RefSeq lists its product as hypothetical. NCBI's taxonomy places the organism in Eukaryota, Ichthyosporea, Ichthyophonida. The record is from RefSeq and is a predicted model, not a curated record. The coding region runs from base 91 to 873 and encodes 260 amino acids. The transcript has a single exon.
UUCGUACUUCAUUUAAAUAAUACGCCAAAUAACAACACCGAAAACUCUCUUUUUACCCCCCCCGAGAUAUAUAAUUAGUUCGCCCAAAGAAUGGCUAUCGAACCAAAACAAGUUUUGUGUCAACAACCAUCUGUAACUGAGUGCACGAAGGUGAACAAUAUGCCACAGAACAGCAACUCGAUACCAGCCAGUGGUACAGACUCAUCACAUUAUUCUGACUCGAAAGUGGGCGCAAACAAUGAAAACAGGGCCAAUAAUAAGGGAUUGGAUACGUUGAAUGCAAAUGAAAGAUCUAUACUGGAUAUUGAACUGAUGAAGCUGGCUGGAGAUGAUUACUCGGGUGACUCUGAAGCCGACGAGGAGUCGAUUGAAGAGCUCGCGCCCGAGGUUCGAGCCUAUAUAGAUCAGGCGCCAGAUGCUAGGAACAAAUUCGCUCAUGCGGUCGGGGGAAAGGUGCGAACUGUGGACUUUCCCAUGUGUGUGGAGGAGAUAUACGAACAAGCAGCCAAGCGAAUAGGUGGGCUCCUCGAGCUAACGCAAAAGGGUAUGCUUAUGCAGAUACCUCAUGGCUUGCCAGCAACCUCAACAAGGGGUGUACAGUUCACACACAGAGAGACGGGCGCACAUGUAAUGAUCAUGCACACAGUACUAUAUGCGAGGAAUGGCCGAGGCGACAAGUGUGGGUAUGCGAGUGAAGGCAUAUGGGUGGUGAGUAAGUUUACAGCCACCAAGCAGCCUAUUUGGAGGUGUGUGGUGGAACCAAAGGAAUUGGAAACAGCUAGUAUGAAUAGCUUUGAUAAGUUUGUGUUACACUUGCAGAAUGCACAAAAUCAGGCAAAAGUUGCGAGCGCCAGUCCAUUUAGCCCACAAUAACGGUAUUUACAGCAUCAUAGUCUAUUCAUGGCAUCCGGGUAUUACCGAAGGAUUUGCUAUUGCACACAACCGGACCGAACAAGGUAGAGGACUUGUGGGACUUGGAAAGAAAUUAAGUUUGAUACCGGAUAUCAACAAAAAAAAUUCUAUCGUAUUGAAUGUCUCAGUGUUAUUUCUACUACUAUAUAAAGUCAAUAGGUGAUCAAUAUCAAUCUGGCUAACUUGAAGACGCAGAUAUCAAGCACCAAAUUAAAACUAUGACUAUUAAAUAGGUCUAAUUGUAGC